This is a messenger RNA of Sclerotinia trifoliorum, 1834 nucleotides long. The record is from the annotation of a GenBank genome assembly. Lineage: Eukaryota; Fungi; Ascomycota; Leotiomycetes; Helotiales; Sclerotiniaceae.
UGUUGAAUGCGUACUACCCACCAAAAUUGCACUGUUGGUGUCAAUGUACGGCCGGAAAAAAAAAAUCCAAUUCUGAAUAGCUCCAUGUCAAGAAACUUCCUGCAAAGAAAUCAACAAACAUUUUCGAAUCCAGAGACAUUUCUACUUUCAAGUAGCAAACAUGGCGCAAGGGCAGGUGCAAGUAUAUUUCACCACCACAUCUCCAGAUAUCGAGUUACCAGAGGGAAAGCAGCAAUUGCUUGUUCCUACCAGUAAGUUUUAAGUUCAAUUCAAAUUUCUCUCAGGUCUUUUUGCAGACUAAUAAAAAUCGAAUGAUAGAUGUACGAAGAUAUGGACUUUCACAGAUUCUCAACUCCGAGGCAAUGCUCGAUACCUCUUCGCCGAUACCAUUUGAUUUCUUAAUCAACGGCACAUUCUUGCGAACGACUCUCGAUGAAUACCUCACUGCGAAUGGAUUAUCCUCCGAGACUACUUUAACCCUACAAUACGUGCGAAGUUUGAUACCUCCUCUUUAUGAAGCAAGUUUCGAGCAUGAUGAUUGGGUCAGUAGUGUGGACGUUUUAUCAAGUAGUUCCGCUGUAGGAAUUUGGGGUAGCAGCUCGAUUGAAGCUGGACAAGAGCGCAUACUAUCAGGUUCUUACGAUGGGCUUCUCAGAGUCUGGAAUAAAUCAGGUCAGGCCAUUGCGACAUCUGCACCGGCCAGUGCUGGUGGACACUCCUCUGGAGUGAAAUCGGCUAAAUUCCUCUCGACCAAACAAAUUGCAUCAGCGGGGUUGGAUCGCACAAUAAGGAUAUGGAAUUAUUCGGAAGCGGAGGACCAUUUCUCUGCGCAAUUGAAGCCGACUUUGGAAUUAUAUGGUCACACUGGUAGUAUUGACUCAAUCGCUGUCCAUGGACCAUCGAAUCGCAUCCUAUCCGCUUCAGCAGACGGACAAAUUGGUUUCUGGACUUCCCACAAAUCUUCAGCUCCUGAAGUAAAUGCUAGUCUUAUUUCUGGACCAUCUGCGAAACGACGCAAAAUCACAACUUCUACAUCCACUCCUCAGCGUGGUCCCCUAUCUCUCAUGGAUUGCCACAAUGGACCUGCAACUGCUGUCAUCUUCAAUCCUGAGGAUUCUACUGUUGCAUACUCUGCUUCCCAAGAUCAUACCAUCAAAACACUCGACAUUACAACUUCUAGCAUUGUUGACACGAGAACUUUACUGAAUCCGAUAAUCUCAUUAUGUGCUCUACCAGGAAUUGGUCAUCAAAUAAUAGCAGCAGGGACAACAGCACGUCACAUCGCUCUCAUCGAUCCCCGAGCUUCGGCUGCUACAACACAAGCCAUGACCCUCCGUGGACACACCAAUUUCGUUUCGUCGAUAUUUGCGGAUCCUGAUAGUAAUUAUGGUUUAGUAUCAGCAGGCCAUGAUGGAACUUGUAGGGUCUGGGAUCUUAGAAGCACAAGACAAGGAACGAAAGAUGAGGGACUCGGCGUUGUGGGAGAGGCGGUUUAUAUCAUUGAAAGAGAAAGUAGGAAAGACAAAACGACUAAACCGGUGGGUGGCGAGGGAGUCAAGGUAUUUGAUGUUAGUUGGGAUAAGGAUGUUGGAAUUGUUAGUGCUGGUGAGGAUAAAAUGGUUCAAGUGAAUAGGGGAAGAGGUGUUACAAGACCCGAGAGAUAGUUUUAUAUACCCCUUUAUAAUGGCCGAGUGGAUUUAUACUUGAUAUCAGAACUUUGGCUUCCGCACUAAUCAUUGGACUUUUUCGUGAAGGGAUCAUGCAAAAAUACUCUGCUUCAUUUGAUCCAUGUAUUUCUGUCCGAAAUGAUGCUAAACUGCCUAUAUACUGAGAG